Camelina sativa (false flax) is the source of this 1502-nucleotide messenger RNA. RefSeq names its product RGG repeats nuclear RNA binding protein C. The record is from RefSeq and is a predicted model, not a curated record. Gene Ontology annotation, molecular function: mRNA binding. Gene Ontology annotation, cellular component: cytoplasm; nucleus. Lineage: Eukaryota; Viridiplantae; Streptophyta; Magnoliopsida; Brassicales; Brassicaceae.
GGUUUAGAUUAGGUUUUUAAGUCGCGCACAUCUCUCUGCCGCAGCAUCUCUUAGGGUUUCUUCUCAUCUUCUUCUUCUUCAUUUGCUCCCUUAGACACAACCCACUGUCCGAAUCAUUUCUCUUAGUUCGUUUACCUCUUCUUGUUUUUUUCUUCUUUCUUCAUUUAGAAUCUGUGUAUCGAGUCAUGGAUUACUGAUUUCCCCUUUCCUAUAAAACCAAUCAAAGCAAGCAGUUUCUCCGGUGACUUUGUAUUCAACUUCGAUCUUUAUCAGACCGAUAAAAUGGCGUCUAUGAACCCUUUCGAUCUCUUAGGAGAUGACGCUGAGGAUCCCAGCCUGCUCGCUGCUACUUUGACUCAAAAAGUCGAGAAAGCUGCUGCUGUUCAACCUGCUAAGUCCGCUAAGAUGCCAACCAAGCCACUUCCUCCUUCUCAAGCAGUGAGGGAGUCAAGAAAUGCUCCUUCAGGGGGUCGUGGUGCUGGUGGACGUGGUGGUGGUUAUUCCCGUGGUAGGGGUGGUGGAUUUAACCGGGACAACCGGAACAGUGAUGCUCCUCCUGCAAAUGAGAAUGGGUUUUCUGUCGCAUUCAGAGCUUCUGAAGAUGCUGAUGGAGCAAGGCGUGGGGGUAUUGUUGGUGGAUUCCGUGGUCGUGGAGCUCGCCGUGGAUUUGCCAAUGGUGAAGGAGGUGAUGUUGAACGCCCUAGGAGGACUUAUGAGCGCCGUAGCGGGACUGGUCGUGGUACUGAUCUAAAACGUGAGGGUGGUGGUCGUGGAAACUGGGGAACUACUGAAGAUGACAUUGCUCCAGCUACUGAGGAACCCACCACGGAGGUUGAGAAGAGCCCUGUUGCUGAGAAGCAAGGAGGUGAGGAUGAAACCGCUGAUGCAGCCAAAGAAGCCGAAGAGAAAGCACAGAAAGAAGCUGAAGACAAGGAGAUGACUCUGGAAGAGUAUGAGAAAAUCCUGGAGGAGAAGAAGAAGGCUCUGCAAGCCACUAAGGUCGAGGAAAGAAAAGUUGACACCAAAGUGUUUGAUUCCAUGCAACAGCUUUCUAACAAGAAGACUACUGAGGAGGAAAUCUUCGUCAAGCUGGGAUCUGACAAGGACAAACGCAAAGAUACUGCUGAGAAGACCAAAAAGUCCUUGAGCAUUAAUGAGUUCUUGAAGCCAGCUGAUGGAGCAAGAGGUGGAUACCGCGGCGGAAGAGGAGGUCGCGGUGGUCGUGGUGGUCGUGAUCAGAGAGGUGGUAGUAACGGAGGAGAAAACCAAAGGAGAGGACCUUCUGCUCCGGCGAUUGGAGACACUGCUCAGUUCCCGUCGUUGGGCAAAUAGAGCCCCCCCUCACUCUUUGUCCCCCUCAGCCCUUCUCUUCUAUCUCUCUGGUUGAAUUUUUUGUUCGUAGUUUUAUUAUUGUUGUUACACUCUGAAAGUCUUUUUCUGCAAAACAUGUCCGUUGUCUGUUUUUACGUUAUGGAAAAAAAUUGUUAUGACCUUUUUUUAUA